Rattus norvegicus (Norway rat) is the source of this 6684-nucleotide messenger RNA. Lineage: Eukaryota; Metazoa; Chordata; Mammalia; Rodentia; Muridae. The record is from RefSeq and is a predicted model, not a curated record.
AAAACAACAGUCGGCUAGGAGACCAGCUAGGAGACCGCACUGUCCGUAAAGAACAAAAGGAAAUGCCCUGCCUUUAGGGCUAAGAUGAUUUUCCUCCUCCUUUUUUUUUUUUUUUUUUUUUUUUUUUUAAUUUCCUUGGAGAAAAAAGCCUUGCUAUGUAGCCUUGGCUGGCCUGGCCUCAAUUUGUAGAACAGGCUGGUCUCAAACUCACAGGGAUCAUCCUGCCUCUGCCUCCGAGGCAGAUGAAAGAUGUGCGCUAUCCUGCCAGGUUCUCAUUCUUUAACAAACAAUUCUUUGCUAGUGUGUGAACUGGACAAGACUACCUUUCUUCGUAAGUCUUUAAAGCCUUCAGUAGAGCAGCUGUAGCAUCUAUGAUUUGGUGUCAUCACUAAGAAGGCUAAGCGGAGAGAGCUUCUUGAGGUCAUGAGGUCAACACCUCAUUUAAUUAACGAGCUUAAUUAAAAGUAAUGUCAAAGCUGGAGAGGCGGUUCAACAGAUAAAGUUGAAGGGAAGGAGUUCUGCCCCCUGCUGGCAGCUACGGUGGCUCCCCGAAAUCUUAGCACUGGGGAAGCAGAAGUGGAGAGGUGGAGAGGGAGAGUCAGAGGCAGGGGAUUCCCAGAACAAGCCAGGACAACUAGACUAGCCCAAAUCAGUGGUUUUGUGAGUGCUCUUGGUUUAGAUGGGAACCUCCAUAAAUAAAGAAGAUAUCUAAUGUCAGCCUUGGGUGUCCACAUGCCCACAUAUGCAUGCAUACACACCACACACACAUACACCACACAUAGACACACACAGCACACACAGAUACACACACACACCACACACAGCACACACACACAGCACACACACAUACACACACACCACACAGCACACACAUACAUACACCACACACAUACAUAUACCACACAUAGACAAACACACCACACACACAUACACACAUACCACACAUACACACACACCACACACACGCAUACAUACACCACACACAAACACCACACACACAGACACAUACCACACACAUAUACAUACACACACAACCACACCCCACACACACAUACACACCCCACGGCAUACACAUAUACACAUACACACAGGAGGAGGAGGAAGAAGGGGAGGAGGAAAAGAAGAACAAGAACAAGAACAACGACGACAACAACAACCUUUCUGAAAGCUGCAUAAUUUUUUCAAAUUCUCCUGCAUGUUCAGCAACUGCCACAAGGGCCAUGACAUUAGCCUAAAACAAAAGAACAGAAUACCAAACAAUAUGCACAUUUAAUGUAAAUUAAGGGAAAUAUUACAUUUUUAAAUACAUUUUAUCAUUAUUUUCUAGUCAGGUUCCAGUAAUAUAAUCAAAAUGAAUUCUUAUUACUGCAGGCCAUAGGUUCAAUGGAUAUUAAUGUCACCUCAUCAACCUACACAGACCAAAGGUACUCAUUUCUUUAAUUCACUGGACAGGGACAGCAUUUUGGAAGGCAUCCAUGUCCUUAUGGGACCCCAAAGUCCACAUGCCAGUUAGGCUGCCACAUAUCAGUAUACAAGUAAUUCCAUAAAUACCUCCAGGAUUCUGUAAUUUUUAUUUUUACAUUCUUUUACUCUCUAUGUGUGAGUGCGUGUGCAUGUACGUGUGGGUGCACACCACGGUGAGCCUGUUGAAAUCAGAGGACCCCUUUCUGGGGUCAGUUCUGUUCUUCCACUGUGGUUCCAGGGAUGGAGUCUGGGACAACAGAUUUGCAAGUGCUUUUAUCCUCUGAGACAUCUCUCUAGCCCUUGAUAACUUUUUCUAGCCAAUCAAAGUGUUUCCGAAGACCAUGUGUAAUAUAUCCUAGAUCUCCAAAACAAUGUGACUUUCAGACGUGAAGGACCGACUGCCCCACUCCACAGUGCUGCUAAGCAUGGUGGCUGUAGGGACACGCUUUCAAACCAGACUAGCAUGUCUCUAGCACUUCACUAGCGCAUGUCUUUGCCCUGUUACUAACCUUCAGACAUUAGAUCCCUCAUCUAUCAAACAGAGAAGAUAUGACGGUAAAAGAGUAACUUCCUCAGAAGGCGAGGCUUUAAGUGAUCUAAAGUUCAGUGGGGCUUAGCUCUUGGCUGGCACAGAGUGAGAGUUUAAAUGGUGCAGAGUCUGUCCACACAGUCCCUAAAAAUAGUCUAUAGAGUGAGAACAGGAGGGGAACUAAAAGGGGGAGUUAUGGAUUCUAGCUUACCUUCCUGGCUUUCUCCAACACAUCAUCCAGAUCCUACGACAAACAGAGACAACCACGCUUACUCUACAUGAUCAACUGCCCCUGGGUCAUCUACACUGUGCACAGAGGCACCAUGGAGGACAACGCUGUUAGCAAGGAACAAGUUGGCAGGGAAUGAAGUGACCUCCUGCUUACUCUCUGACGCACACUACACCGAAACAGAAACCUCUGCUGCCAAACACACACGGCUGUUUCUGCCCUCCCUCACCCUGUCUCUCAGCAGUUUCUGGGCAUUUCCCCCCACGCUUUGCUUUCACAGCCUCAAUGAUGGGUUACUCUUCAGUCUCCUUGACUGAUUCUCUGUCCUUUCUGUGACUUUAAGCUCUUCUGUUCUCUCUGCACCUGCCUUGAGGGAUGCCGUCUUUCUCUGUUUAUUUAGCACCCUUGACCACACCAUGUAAGGUCUCUACUGCUAAGCUACAUCCUCCCCUUCUCCUCUUUUAAGAUAUCAUGCUGAAUCUCCAGCUUGCCGAGUUUUUAAUCUCUCCUGGACCCAUGACUCGCAUUUGAAAUGACUAUGUACUCUAAUGUACUUUAAUCUUUCCACUUGAAUGAGAUUAGACUUAACCAAUAUGUCCCCACUAGGUUUCUGUCUACCCACCUCCUCACUCUGAUCCCAAACCUUGCUCCUUCCUCACCCCAGCGAAGGCCAUCACCGUCUUCCUUACAGUAAGCACAAACUAAGAAUCUAAGUCAUGCUCGAUUUCUUCCUCCCUCUGCUGUUUGCAUCCAAGGCUCCUGCAUGUAAUGUCUGUGUUAUUCCUAAAAUAUGUUGAGUACAUCUAUGUUGAUUCUCAUGCUGUCCUCACCUUAUCGGCCUCUACCAACUCUUGUCUGUAAACUGAGACGUUUCCCAAACGCUCUGGCUUUCUCUCCCCCACCUUUUGGCCACUCGGCAGAAGAUUUGUCUUCAGAAUAUUCUGUCUCUCUCUUUUUUUUUAAAAAUGGGUUUGUAUUUAAAUUUUAAAGGGUUAAGACUGUGCAUCUAAUGCAAUUCGAAUGUCUUACUGACCUUGACCUACCUUUCCCACCUCCUGGAAAAUCUCCCCAAUCUUUGAAAGUUCUCUUUUAUUGUUCCCAGCUGUUGGUUAACUAAAAUAAGCCAUAUUCUAUGCUGUAUGCGGGUGGACAACCCGCCGGUGUUCAUCACUACCGUAACUCACACCAUAAGCGACACCUCCUAAGAAAUAGGCACCUACUUCUCCUUUCUCUUCAUUUUUCCCGACGUAGCCGGUAAAACCUAUUUCCACCCCUACAAACUCGCCCCAUCACGUGUUAUUAUUCUUGUUUGUCCCUCUCCCUGGCCAGAACUAGAACCCCUGCUAAGGGCUAGGUUGGACCAGCACAUCUCAGGAAUGGUAGAAGAAAGGACUAUUGAUAGGACAAACUCAAGGAUCAAGAUGCCCAGGCCGCCUUAGAUUCCCAGGCCACGGCAGCAGCCUCUCCCCUAGAGGACUUCCGAGUGCGCUGCACCUUAAAGAGGGCCGUGGUGGAAGUGAUGGAGAUGUGCGGUCGUUUUGUGCAGGAGCUCGGGGCCGCGCUGCCGGAGGACGUCCGCGAGCUCGCCGUGCGGGACGCGCAGUGGACUUUUGAGUCGGCUGUGCAGGAGAAUGUCAGCAUUAACGGACAGGUCUGGGAGGAAGCUACAGAUCAUUGUUUUAUGGUAGAUUCUGACAUCAAAGUGCUUGAAGAUGAAUUUGAUGAGCUCAUAGUAGAUGUGUCGACAAAACGGAGGCAGUAUCCCAGAAGGAUCCUGGAGAGCAUUGUCAAAACCUUGAAAGCACAGCAUGCGAGUCUGAAGCAGUAUCACCCUGUCGUGCCUCCCCUGGACCUGAAAUGUGACCCUGACCCAGCUUCUCAUGUGGAAGAUCUGAAAUGCCGUGGAGAAACCAUAGCUAAGGAAAUGAGUGAGGCCAUGAAGGCUUUGCCUGUGUUAAUUGAACAAGGAGACGGCUUUUCCCAGGUCUUAAAGAUGCAGCCUGUCAUCCAACUGCAGAGGAUCAGCCAGGAAGUCUUCUCCAGCCUUUGCAGGAGAGCAGAUUUCAAGCCUGACAAGUGUGGGACACACGUAGAAUCCACACCAACUGAGACUGGAGCCAGGAAGGCCUCCAACAUUGUGCUAAAGAGAAAGAAAGCCACAGACUGCGCCCAGAGAAAGUGCUACCCACUGCGGCUGAAGAGAAUAAAUCUCGAUAUGUGAGCGCUGUUUGUUGGGGAGCUGAAAGUCAAUGUUGUCAACAAUUGGGUCCCAGUCUGGUGCCUGGGUGACUUUAUUUACAGUAACGGAUUCUACGGGUACUGUGUACCGUUCUGGUGUCCUGGAACUCGGUGGAGUUCCCUGCCUCUUCACUUGAGUGGGCAGUAGGAGAAAAGACUUCCCGGUCGCACAGACCUGUCAGCCGCCUCAGAUGACACCAGCUCUUGGCUGCCUUGCAGCUAUCGAGGCACCCCCAGGAAGGGUUUUGUUGAUGCACAGCUCUCUCUGUGUGAGGCUGUGAGGUGGUCCCUGCGGCCUGAGAGUUGGGCUGGCUCUGUACAUUCCUAGGCAGUCUAUCAGAUGAACGCACAGAAAGUGGGCCUGGCUUUAGGUUUGCUCCAUGGGCAGUUGAUUUGAGGCUUUAAAGUUUUGAGAGAUAAAUAAGGCUAUUACUGGGGCAAGAAAUACCCUUAAAAAGGAAACCUAGGGCACAGACCCUCUAUUUCUUGCCUGCGUUUUCACUUUCAUAGGUCUUUGAACAUAAUUGGACUGGGAACUGUUAGUGUCUUUUAAAGUCCUUAUUUCCAAAUAGAUCCUUCCAGUUCAAAGUGUGUCUUAGGAUUGGUUGCCAUGUCACUUACCACAGACCUAAGCAGAGUAAGCUGCUCUAGUUGUGGACGGUGUAUAUCUGAGAGAGUGUCAGACUCGGUGGUGUCAGCAAGCUUACACUGAGAUCUGGACACAGCCCCUUACAGCCUGCUCUGUGUCUUACCCAAGGCAUGGGAGGCAGGGCCGUCGAGCUUGCUGUCUGUUUCCCUUUUGGGUGAUUAUACUUUUGUCCAUUUUCAGAGGACAAAACUUCAGAGUCACUGAUGGCGACUUGGAAAAACCACGUUGUUUUUGUUCGUUGUCCUAAUGAUCAUAAACAUCGUGGUUUGUCUUGAUGGAGAUGCUGCUUUAGGGAACUUAGAUUCCGUUUUAGUUAAAAUUUGAUUUGAUUUAGUGUUAAUAAUUAUAUGGGUCAGUGUUGGGAUUUUUAAGUAAUGUACAAAGACCAAAAUCUUGGCUAACAAGGCAUUGUUGGUGGUGGCUUUUGUGGGAGAGCAGGCUGGGCUCUGCAUUUCAGGAUGAACUGGCUCUUGCUCUAAGGUCACUGUGUGACUCCAGAAGAUGGCUGCUCCUGGCACUGGAGUGAGAAGUGCCCAGUAAGAUAAGGCUAGCACAGCAGGCUGGGUGGCAGUAUGGUGGAUCCCACUGAAGCAAGAGCUACACAGCAAGUUGGGGGAAUGAGCUUGGGGGCAUCCCCGAGGAGAUUCUGAUGGACCUGUGGAGUCAGGUUGGGAAAGGCCUCGUCACACAUGGGCUCUGAGGUCAGCUCAGAGGAGUUUGGAGUGACCGACACUUGCAACACCGAUGGGACUUGAGCCUGUGGCUUAAAGCAGCCCCUUAGUAGUAGUAAGCUCUGAGAGGUGUUUCGUCCUGAGUGCAGAAGCUGGGCGAUGGAGGACCCCGAGGACCCUUGGGGCCCACUUACAACAGGAGUUCUGAAUGAGGGUUACCUUCCUGGCAGACCUGUGGUAACUGUGAAGAUGGCUUUGCCUAUUGUAACUUAAGGUGUGUGGCAGAGGCUUGAGAGGUAGGGGUGAAUCACUGUCGUCUAGAGAAUAGCUGUCCCGAUGGUUGGCACAGCUAACCAUCCGCCCUGAGAUGGCAGUGCUGUGCUGUCUAACCAUCCACCCUGAGACAGCAAUGCUGUGCUGUCUAACCAUCCACCCUGAGACAGCAAUGCUGUGCUGUCUAACCAUCCACCCUGAGACAGCAAUGCUGUGCUGUCUAACCAUCCACCCUGAGACGGCAAUGCUGUGCUGUCUAACCAUCCACCCUGAGACAGCAGUGCUGUGCUGUCUAACCAUCCACCCUGAGACGGCAGUGCUGUGCUGUCUAACCAUCCACCCUGAGACGGCGGUGCUGUGCUGUCUAACCAUCCACCCUGAGACAGCAAUGCUGUGCUGUCUAACCAUCCAUCCUGAGACUGUGCUGUGCGGUGCUGUGCUGUGGUGGUGAAGCCUGCCGAGGGAGAACACACCAGCAGCAUGGUGUGGGGUGAUUGUUACAGCCAAUCUGGGAAGUGCUGUUUGUCUUGGUUGUCCAAUCACCACAUUGUCAGCUGCAGUGUAUGAUCUUAUAUAAAACAAGACUGUAGGAUACAUGUAAAAAAUCCACAAAUAAAAAAAGACUUGUUAA